GGACCGGAGGUUCCGUGCCAUCCCGUCUGCCGUGGCAACCCUCUGCCGUUUCUGUGGACAGUCCAUGCACCGAGCUGCCAGUUCGAUUGUCGAAAAAAAAAGAGAUUUAUCAUGACAGGCCGCACACUAAAAAUGACCAGCGGCGACGACAAGACCGAAGGUGGAAGAGCACCUCUGAUCCUCGCCCGCGCGGCCUUUGCUCUCCUGAUCCCCAAUUUGAACCCGCAGAGGAUUUUGAUUUGAUCCUUGGUUCGGGUGAGAUUUGAGGGAGGGAUCCAUCAGGAUGGAUCAGAUCAUGGGGAAGGUCGGCGGGUCCUGGUUCAACCAGAAGGCCGGCAAGGAGAUGAACAACAUCGGCGACGACAUCAAUUCAAUCUCAAGCAGCAUUGGAGAUGGAGCCAAAUGGAUGGUCAACAAGAUCAAAGGGAAGAUGCAGAAACCACUGCCCGAAUUUCUCAAGGAUUACGACCUUCCGAUGGGCCUCUUCCCGCAGGAUAUAACCAAUUACGAGUUCAACGAGGAGACGAAGAAGCUCACUGUGUAUAUUGCGUCGCCGUGCGAAGUUGGCUACAAGGACUCCUCGGUGUUGCGGUUCUUCACCUGCGUGACCGGUCACCUUGACAACGGUAAGCUGACGGAGGUGGAGGGCAUGAAGACCAAGAUCCUGAUCUGGACCAAAGUAACAGGCAUCAGGACCGAGGCCACCAAGGUGCAUAUCUCUGCUGGCAUGAACAAGGCCCGGAAUCGUGAUGCUUACGAGGUUGUCAGGGAUGGUGUUACCAUAGACAAGUUCUAGAUCAUAUUUUUUUGAUUAAGUUUGAUGCAACUGUACAUGUAAAGCUCCUCUCUUGCCAUUCCAAAACCUGUAUCUCCUGUCUGUAAAAAGCAGAUUGUAAAUUAAACAACCAUAGAUUCGGGGAAACAGAUGCGUCAUGAAUUGCCCCUUCUUCCAUCUGACAGGGAAUGAACACAGUCAAGUUUGAGUGUUUGAAGGUACAGUGAAGGUAAUUUAAACAACAAUACAACAUUCCUUUCUGUUU
Molecule: messenger RNA, 1040 nt
Organism: Brachypodium distachyon (stiff brome)
Lineage: Eukaryota; Viridiplantae; Streptophyta; Magnoliopsida; Poales; Poaceae
Exons: 3
Coding region: 284-796 (170 amino acids)
Source: RefSeq, a predicted model, not a curated record